Molecule: messenger RNA, 915 nt
Organism: Vidua chalybeata
Lineage: Eukaryota; Metazoa; Chordata; Aves; Passeriformes; Viduidae
Gene: RPS8
Product: ribosomal protein S8
Exons: 6
Coding region: 236-862 (208 amino acids)
Biological process (GO): translation; maturation of SSU-rRNA from tricistronic rRNA transcript (SSU-rRNA, 5.8S rRNA, LSU-rRNA)
Cellular component (GO): ribosome; cytosolic small ribosomal subunit
Molecular function (GO): structural constituent of ribosome
Source: RefSeq, a predicted model, not a curated record
ACGGGCCUGCGGCAGACAGACCCCUGGCAAUGCCCGCUCCGUGCCGGGCCCGCGGGCAGAGCCGGCCCCGCAAGCUGUCGCCAUUGUCCGCCGCCUCCCCUCGGCGCCGCCGCGUCUCCAGGCAACGGCGUGCGCCUCGCUCUGGCGGCGCGGUGACGUCACCGCAUCGCGAGAGCUCGCCCCGCCAAGCCGCUCCGCGAGCCUCCGCCCCGCCUCUUUGCGCCGGUGCCGCACCAUGGGUAUCUCCAGGGACAACUGGCAUAAGCGUCGCAAGACUGGGGGCAAGAGGAAGCCCUACCAUAAGAAGAGGAAGUAUGAGUUGGGGCGGCCUCCCGCCAACACUAAGAUUGGCCCUCGCCGGAUUCAUACCGUGAGAGUUCGCGGGGGAAAUAAGAAGUACCGAGCCCUUCGGUUGGAUGUUGGCAACUUCUCCUGGGGGUCAGAAUGCUGCACUCGCAAGACCAGAAUUAUUGAUGUUGUGUACAACGCUUCCAACAACGAGCUGGUGCGGACCAAGACCCUGGUGAAGAACUGCAUCGUGCUCAUUGACAGCACCCCAUACCGGCAGUGGUACGAGGCCCACUAUGCCCUGCCCCUUGGACGCAAGAAGGGCGCCAAACUGACUCCUGAAGAGGAGGAAAUACUGAACAAGAAGCGUUCAAAGAAGAUCCAGAAAAAAUAUGAUGAGCGAAAGAAGAAUGCCAAGAUAGCAAGUAUUCUUGAGGAGCAGUUCCAGCAAGGAAAGCUACUUGCCUGCAUUGCCUCCAGACCUGGACAGUGUGGCCGAGCCGAUGGCUAUGUGUUGGAAGGCAAGGAAUUAGAGUUCUACUUGAGGAAGAUCAAGGCCAGAAAAGGCAAAUGAAUAAAAACUAUUGUGCUAAGAGAACGAAUAAAACCAAGAGUCUACUACCAUAA